AUUCUCCCUGGAAAGUUCUCUGGAAUCCAGGCUUCUGCCCGCAGGGCAGGGUCGGGGCUGGAGGAGCAAGUCCCUGUGUGCCCUCACCUGCCCACGGGACCACGCACCAGCCCUGACCACUGGCAGACAGAAGCCUGAACCUGGCCCAGACCAGCUGCUGUCUCUUCUGCAGGACAGGCUGGUUGCAGCCCCAGGGGUGUGGCGGCCCACAGCGGCCUGAGCCAGUGUGAGAUGCGCAGAGACAAAGCAUCAGGCUGUGGUGCCUGCCCCGUGGGGCCCCAACCUCUGUCUACAUGCCCGAGGGUCCCGCAGGCCCCUGUGGCGGCUCCACCCUAUCUGCCUUGUCCCCGAGUAGGACAGCCACGGGGCAGGAGUGGGCUCCACUCGCGCUGCCCCAUCCCAGGCGAGGCCCUGGGUUCAGGAAGUGUGUGCAGUCCCGGGCAGGCCAAGCCUUGCUCACGGUGUCUGUGCCGUCCCAGGCCCCAGAGGAGUCGGGGCAGGUGAGCGGAGAGGGGCCCAGCGGAUAAGCGGCCCAACCGAGCCCCAAGCCCGUGAGAGGUGCCCUGGCCUACCUGCUGCCUCCGGGCGGGUCCUGCGCUGUGGGUGCCGUCCUCAUGGGCUCCGGGCUGCCGGGUCUGCCCCCGCCCUGUAGGAGCAGUGGGGCCGUCAGAGGGGCUCUGUCGUGCUCCAUGGCUGGCACCCCCACGUUGGGCUCUCCUUCCGUACCUCGAGGGGGCUGUCCAGGAAGAGGAUGGGGUGGUACCCGGGCGGAGGGGGCCCGAGGCGGACAUCAGAGAACUGGGCACAGCCUUGCUCCACUCGCUGACAGGCCUCAGGGCAGCGGGCCGCCCGCGUCCUGGCUGAAGGAAAGGAGGUUCUCAGAAGAACGAAGAGCGGAAAGGCCUCCAAGUGUUGGAGGCAAAGACGGGAGAGAACCUUCCCCGUGGCCUCUCUGAAGUGCCUGUGUGGCCGAGGUGGUCGCGACACGGACGGUCAUGUGGGUCUCAGGGGGCGGGGGAUCCUGGCCCCGGGGCCAGCAUCUGGGCCACAUGCCAUGUCCACGUGUGGGCCGAGGCAGGUGCGCACAGAGCAGGCUCUGUGGCGGGUGUGCUCUGGGCUCCACCGCCCCUAGUGCCCCUUUGCCUGGGGCCAGCUCCGGGCCUGGCAGGUGACGCUCUUGCCACAAAGCCCUGCUGGCCGAGGCCCUGGGUGUCUGGGGCAGGACUGCGCAGGCUGCAGGUCGGAGGCCUUGUGCUCGGCCAGAGCCCAAUGCUCUCUUCUGACCAGUGGGAACAGACUACUUGACGACGGCUACGUGUGUGCAGGCGACACGGGGCUCUUCAGUGACACGCACGGAAGAACCUGCAGCCAGCAGUCCCCAUGGAGGCAACACCCCAGGAGACCCCGAAACUCCCUGCAGUGGGCACCCCACUGGGAUGCCUGCCCAUCCCACUCGCAGCCCAGCCACCCCCUCCCUGCCUCUUCUGAACCAAGGGCCCACACCGAACCUGGAGGGGCUCUGCCCCCAGGCACCCGGGACCCUCCCAAAUAUAAGCAUGUCAUGCCCACUGUCCUUUGGCAGCUGGGCUCCUGGGCCUUCUGCCCCGAGGGUCCCUGCCCGCCCCCUGCAGUGGGGAGCAGUCACAAGGAGAAGCGGCCAAGCCUCAGGGAGGCGGCUGAAGGCCCUCCCAGCCGAGCCUGCAGGGCGGCCCCCUUGGUGGGUGGGGGGUCCCCGGUGGAUGGGGGGCUCUGGGUGAGUGGAGGGGCAUCUCUCACCCGGGUCCCGGGGGAGCCCUGAGCAGCCGCAUUAACCCCCCUCCCUGGAGCCCAGCUUCUGCAGGGAGAGGGGGAGAUGGCCCCAUGGCACCUUCAAGUUACGGGCGGCGAGUUAUUUUUCUCAGAGGUGUCUUAAUCGCGUCAUUAGGGCCGCGAUAAAAAGCAAAGUCUCCGUCUGCAAGGACGUCCCCAGCGAAUGCCCUUCUCACGUUUCUUUUGCUGCCUCGCACUUUGCGUCCUGGGCAGCAAAGGGGAACCGCUGCUGGAGGCAUAAUUUCCGCUUGUUAACGCGCCGCCGGUUUCCACGCAGCUGCGAGAGGAGCUCACGGCCUGACUCCUUUAUAAAGGCCUCCAGCCCUGUCCUGACAGCCCUCUGCCAAGGUGACUGUGCCACAGCGGCCCCCAGUCGGAGCAGCCGCCUCGGGCCUGUGCCCACAGGCGCCGUGGCCAGGCUGGGGACGCGGCAGGGACGCAACAGCGCUUGUCGCCUCUGCCACGUGCCGACGGGCCGUCUGCAGAGGCCGGUCCUCCUGACCGUUGGGGGCGUCCAGCCCCUGCAGGAGGUUCUCCGGGAGACCAGGCUGCCCUGCAGCACAGGGUCUGCCCUGAUUGCCACGUGGAUGACAAUGGACCGAGGCUCGGAUGCGGAGUGAGAGCCACGGCUCCCGGAGGCACUCACGUUGUGAGACCCAGCAGGCGGACUGCGUGGGGCAAGGAUGCAGAAAACCCCGGGUGGCUCAGGACUGCCUCCCCGUCUCAGCCACGAGGGGGGCCGUCCACCAUCCAGGGACAGAGCAGAGGGCUCCAGGGCCCUUCUGGCUGCAAACCCCGAAGGCAGCUCUGAGUACUGGGAGGGAACCCUCUAGUGCAUUUGGACCCUGGCCCGGGACCUGGAAGCGCAUCCAAUCCCGAGGGAUGGCUCCCACAAAGAGGCAAGGAGGGCGGGCGGCAGGGCAGCCUCUGGAAUCAGGCCGGCAUGGGCACAGGAGGCCGAGGGUGCUGUUGCUGACGAGGGCACCCAUCCCGCAAGUGUGUGCUGCCUGUGCUGGGCACCUGACUGCUUCCUCUUCGUCUCCAAGCCCGAUUCCUGCCCUCCUGCCACUCGGCGCCCAUCUUGGUGAAAGGCCCCACCAUCCACAGGUUACUCGGCCAGGAACCUGGGCGAGACCCUCUCUCCCGCCUGAUACUGGCCUUCCCAUGCCCCUUUGGUCCUUGUCCUUGCUGGCAGCCCCAUGGCCACCGUCUCGGGGUCCAGGCCACAGCCCUGCUUGCUGGUUCCAGCUCUGGCCGUCCAUCCGCCCCUCCCGCUCCAGCACAUGGACCCACAAUCCGGAUCGAAAUCCAAUGGCUUGCAGCCUCAGCACGAGCGGGCCCUGUCCUCCCUCGGCCGAGCCAGACCGCACUUUCUGGACGCUCGGCGGCCUCCGCUCCCCUACUUUCCCAGGAUGUUGCCGCAGGGCUUUCUCACCGUCGCCUUGUGGCAAGCCUGGUCCCGAGCGGCCAAACCAACCACACAAAAGGCGGGUGCCGCUUUCUCACAACAUGCUCAGUUGCAGAGACACCGCUGGGCACACGGUGAGGCCACGGCACGGCCCCCCAGCGCCGCUCCUGGGGGCAGGCCCACAGCCACUCCAAGGUGCAUCAGAGCCCCUGAGGUGCCAUCAGCCCCAAAUCUGGGCUCCAUGGGCCCCAAGGAUGCUGCUAGGGAGAAAGACACUCCCCAGCCCCUCGUGGGGACCACGUUCCCUGGCGUGGGUCCUGCCCUGGCCUCCAGGGCCCUGGGGCCCCGUUUCUGGGCCCCCCUGCCCGGCCAGCCAAGCCAGGGGGCCCUGCAAACACCAUGCCCAACUCCAGCUCUGGCAGUGAGUUCUGUCGACUUGAAUGACAGCUAUGGCUUUAUCAGCAAGAUAAAGGUCACAGGGCUGCCUCCAGGGGGCGGAGGCUGAGUCUGCCAGGGAGAGCGGGCAGCCCGACCUCUCUGGGUGGGAAACGCCGAUUAAUUAUCUUUUUACAGCCCACUCAAUUAGACUCCCUAGUCACCUGUGUAGGACACAGAGGCGAGAGACGAAGAAGCCUCUGGAAUAAACAAGGCUCCUGCGGACCCAGCCGCCCCCCGGGUGGACAGUCAGCUCCAGGAGAGCCGUUUGCUCACUUGUGGGAACCCAGCCCCUGAGAUGACAUCGGCCCUAAGAGAACGGCCCACCUUCAGGACAGACUCCAUCAGCAGGGAGCAGGCAGGACUGGAGGGGACCUAGCCGGCAAGUGGCCUUUCGAAGGACGAAAUGCUGAUUCCAAGGCUUCCAGACGCCAGGAACCCAGAAGCAGGUGGGGGGCCUGGGACUCGCCCUCUUCCCCGUGAUGCUCCCGGGAAGCCAGGCCCUGACAGUGGGUGCAAGCACACACUUACACCUGGCUGUGCAUGGACGCUCACACAUGUGUGCAUUCACACAGGCACACACGUGGUAGCCCUGGCGCCUCCCUAUAGGGGCGUCCUGCCAGCCCAGCUCCCUCCUGUGUGUCACCCUGUCCUGACUCUGUCCCCUCCAGUCAGGGGGCCUGGGCCAGGCCUGCGCCACCGCCCCCAGGACAACGGUGGUUCCCAAGCAGGGGCCAGGCAGGGGCCAGAUGCUGGAAGCUGCCAGCAGCCAAGGCCAAGCCUGCCUCCUGGUCCCCAUCAGAAUCUAGAUAUGGGGGAAGCCAGGAAGCAAGGCAGUCACUGGCCUGCGGUCCUCAGUGUCUGGGGCCCGGCGAGCAGACAGUCUAGACCCCUGAGGUCAUGGGGAGAGCCCACCCGUGCCCACCUGGCAGGGCGUCCUCACUGCUGGUGUGUCUGAGAGGACGUGUCACCUGGGGGCUUCUCCUGCGCUCCCUUGGGGACAGGUCUCUGAGGCCACAACCAGGUGCUGAGAAGGCCAGGCUGCCACCGUGUUGCCCAGAGGCACCUCCAGGUGCCCUGCGGUGCAGUCCCUUCUAAGGACGUGUUUGUGCCCAGCACCAGUGCCCACGGGGUGCCAGUUCCCCACGGUGCCUGACCUCAGCUCUGCUGGGAACUCGGGGGCCCGCUUUUCUUCUUUCUCUCCACCCUGUGGUUCCCACCAGAUGGUCGCCAAGAACCCACCAUCAGUGGCGGAAGGGCGUGGGGUAUUGGAGGCAGUGCCAGGGGCCUGCGCGCUGGCAGUGCCCAUGGGGCCGCAGGACAUGUGGAGAGGCGGGUGCUCGCCACACAGGCGUCCUGCUGAGGGAUGGAGAGGCCGGCGGGGUGCUCGCCUCGGCUGGGGGUCAGGCCCCACCGCCCUGCUGACUGGGGCCCCAGAAGCAGCGCGGUAGCUUUGCUUGUCUGCGACCUUCCCCGAGACGGCGUGAUUCCUUGGUGAGGGGUUUACAGCACAACUUCCCUUUACGGAUGUGGCUCUUUCAUGCUCCU
Phacochoerus africanus (Common warthog) is the source of this 5200-nucleotide messenger RNA. Its product is annotated as vegetative cell wall protein gp1-like. The record is from RefSeq and is a predicted model, not a curated record. Lineage: Eukaryota; Metazoa; Chordata; Mammalia; Artiodactyla; Suidae. The transcript is spliced from 2 exons. Bases 2419 to 3642 code for a protein of 407 amino acids.